This is a messenger RNA of Drosophila bipectinata, 743 nucleotides long. Its product is annotated as transcription factor Adf-1. The record is from RefSeq and is a predicted model, not a curated record. NCBI's taxonomy places the organism in Eukaryota, Metazoa, Arthropoda, Insecta, Diptera, Drosophilidae. Gene Ontology annotation, cellular component: transcription regulator complex; nucleus. Gene Ontology annotation, biological process: regulation of transcription by RNA polymerase II.
CUGUACUUCUUUAGCAAACAAAUACGGCCAUAUCGGCCAUACUUAUCAACGAUAUACAUAGUUCAUAGAACAUUUAAUAAACAAUGCGUACAAGCUAUAAGAAGAACCGACCAUUUGAUUUUAAACUAAUAGACCUGGUAGAACCCAAUCCUGUGCUGUACCAGCGCUCAGGACUAUCCAAUUAUGAGGCUAUGAAAGCCAAAACCGAUAUCUGGACCAGAAUUGCUGAGAACAUGGGUUGUGAUGUGGAUUUCUGUUUAAUGCGCUGGAACAACCUUCACUAUCAGUUUCGGAAAGAGUUCCGAAGAGCCGACAGCAGCGGGUCCACUUGGCCAUAUUUGGAACGCCUGCGUUUCUUGGCCCAUAAUCCUCAGCGACCGAGAAACAAGAACAAAAGUAAGGACAAGGAUUCGCCGGAUAAAAGGGAGUCGGUGAGUCAUGAAGCAACGCUUUGGGAGGCCUACGAAGAUGGGGAAACCAUAGGCCAGCCCGGAACUUUCAUAAUCGAGGAAAUCAUCGAAGAGAAUGAUCAAAUCAUCCAGGAAGAAAUCAUUUACGAAGAAGUGGACUCAGAUUCAGCUGAGACACUAUCUCCCAGCAGCAGCUUUCUCCAAGUAGACCGGAUGCUCGCUCAGCUAAGGGAGCCCCAUCGAAGGCGAGCAGAACGAAGGAUAACCGCCUUUCUGCUCAAGUGUCAGUUGCGUUCCCUGAGUAAUCAGUCCGUGGAAGACCUGAUCAUUUAG